Molecule: messenger RNA, 5396 nt
Organism: Episyrphus balteatus (marmalade hoverfly)
Lineage: Eukaryota; Metazoa; Arthropoda; Insecta; Diptera; Syrphidae
Gene: Tl
Product: protein toll
Exons: 6
Coding region: 1663-4947 (1094 amino acids)
Biological process (GO): toll-like receptor signaling pathway; innate immune response
Cellular component (GO): membrane
Molecular function (GO): protein binding; transmembrane signaling receptor activity
Source: RefSeq, a predicted model, not a curated record
CAACAGAGCAAAGCAGCAAGUUGUUCCAAUGUUGUUCUCUAUUUUCUACAUUGCAUCAGUUUUAGUUGUCUUCGGUGCGUCGCUGAGAGUGAAUGUGUUUAAAACGUAUGAGACGGGAAAUAUUUCGUCCAACUCAGAAUCUCAUUAACCGGUUUGGCGUGUUUUAGGACAUUUUUUUAUUUGAUUUAACACACUCGGAGAAUCCAAUGUGAAUUUUUGAAACAACAACAAAAAAAUUCCCUACAAAAAAAGUUAAAACAACAAAAAAUCCCAAAUUCCAUGUGAAUACGUCAUUCUUCUAAAUACAUGUGUGUAUUCUAUAUAUCGUCGUCAUUAAAAACGUGAUAUUGUUAAAUUAAACUUAUUUAUUAUUCACGGCUUCUUAACGCGGUUAUUUUUAAACCCCCCUUUGACAGCUCUGAUUAGUAUCAGCUUAAUAUUUCUAUAUUUUGCCUGUUGCUUGCUUAUAUUUGCGCAUCCAUAACGGAGAAAUAGCUCCUAUAACAAAUUUUGCACUACCCAAUUUUCUUGGAAUUUCGUCGUCGUCGUUUCUGGGUGUGAAAGUGUGUUUGAUGUGUAAUUUAAGUCGUAAUCGCUUAGUAUAAUCUCGCAUGUAGAAGAUUCAAAUGUGCUCCAGUAGCAACACUGGCUCUACUAUUUGAGAUAGAUGAUUUAUGUCAAAGUGAUCAAAAGUGUCAUCUUGGUAUUCGGGUUGCAAUUUCCCGCUUAAUUUUAUUUGAUUGAUAACACUUUGUUGGGUGAUAAAUUUUGAUAUAAAAUAAUAUUUUUAACAGAAAUUAUUAUAUUUCAAGACUUCUGAGAAAGUAUUGAAGAAACUUGAAUUUGUUUAAAGCUAUACAAAGACCGAAACGAAAAAUUGGAUUUGUUGACAUAAUCUGGCGGAAAGGCCCCCCAAACAAUCGUUUCUUUGUUAAAUAAAAUAAACAAAUUCGUAUUUGGUUACAACAACAACAAAUAAAAAAAAAGCUUAAUAUUUCACCCAUACCAAUACAAUUAAGAGAGAUAUUAACACACAAAAAGCGUGUUUGUGCAAUCGUUUCGUUUCGUUACGUGUUGUUAUUAUUUUUUUAUUUUUUUGUAUUAUUUUUUUUAUAAAUACAAACGCGGUUUGCGGUUGUUUAAAUGUGUUAGUGUUAAAAUAACAAAUUAUAAAAAAAAAAUUAAUUCUGUCAGAAAGUGGGUAUUUUGGGAAAAUUCAUUUCUAUUUUUGUUUUGUUGAAAUUUUUCAUCGUCGUACUUGGAUAAAUACUUUAAUUCUAUCAAUCAAGACGAGGGUUUUUGCAUAUGAAAAGUUUCUUAAACUUCUUCAAUUAAAUGAAACAGGUAAAUCUAUGGAUAAAUCUUGUACAAGUGUGUGUUGACCUAAAUAGCCAGUAAUAAUCCAAAGAAUUCAGAUUUCGUCACGUUUGAAAUAAUUUUUAAUCAAAUGACUAUCUUGUGCAUGAAUGGUAAAAUUCAUUCACCCAACUAAAACCCAUCAACAACAAAGAAAAACAGCAGCAGUCCGUUUUUUUUGGAAAACCAUGAAAAGAUCCAUUUGAAAAGGCUUUAGCUGAUAGCACUUUAUUAUUAUAUAUACACAAAACAGACAAAGAUCGUAAACUCCAAUCAACAAGAACUUACAACCGAAUAUCAUUAAAAAUGCCCCAACAUCGCUGCACCAGCAGCUAUCUGCUGGCAAUAGCCAUGCUCCUCCUAUCCAUUGUUCAACUUACAACAACCAGCUCAUCAUCUCUACUCGCCUUCACAAUGAAACUGCGAGAAGAUUGUCAAGAAAUGUCCAGUACCUCUCAAUGUCACUGCUCACCAGUACUAACAGACUUUGAAAUCGCCUGCCCCGGUCAAGGUAUCGACCCCAAAAUUAUGAUACGCAUUCGACAAAACAAUUAUGUUCAAAUUAAUUGCCAUCAUAUUGAUCCAUCAGAAUACAGUCUACUGCCAAAAAUGAACAUUGGAAGUAAUCCAAUGGUACAAAUAAGUCAAUGUCCGUUACCGCCAUUACAACCGAUACAGAGUAUUAUUCAAAGAUUAGGAAUCACUCAAGUGAAUGCUUUGCUUUUUGAAAGUGGUGAACUUGGUGGAUCACUGUCACGUUUACAUUUCCGAGGAUUGCACGAUCUCGGUCGAUUAAGACUUAGUUCGAAUGGUUUGUCAACUCUACCCGAAGAUGUCUUUGCCGAUCUAAAAAAUCUCACCUGGCUCGAUCUCCGUUCGAAUAAAGUCGAAUUACCACAAAAUAUUUUCACCUCAUUGGAGAAUUUAAAUUUUCUAGAACUUGGCCACAAUAAUCUGCAAGAUCUUCCCCCGGGAAUCUUCCGAAAUCAAAAGAAACUCAUACAUUUGAAUCUCUGGAGUAACAAUCUAACAAAUCUCAGCAAAGAUGCCUUUGAAGGUGUCUAUUCAAUAACUGAUCUUGAUUUAAGUGCAAACAAUAUUGUCACUUUCCGUCCGGAUGUGUUUUCCUAUCUCAAGAAUCUCACAACUAUCAAUCUCAAUGGCAACUACUUCAAGUCACUUCCCGAAGGACUUUUUGCAGAAAACAAGAAUCUCUCAUUGUUCCGAUUGAACAAUAAUCGUGUUCCAUUGAAGCAUUUACCUUCGGGACUGCUCUCUAAUCUGCCAAAUCUUCGAGAAGUACGUCUUUCUUGUGACUUAGAGACCAUUCCUCCAAACAUCUUUGCCAAUUCAACGUCCAUUCGAAACAUCACAAUCUCUGGAAAUAAUCUUACCGAACUGCCGUACAUGCUUUUUGCUGAUCAAAUUGAACUGAUCGACUUGGAUCUCACCAGAAAUAAGCUACUUUCCUUGCCAGAAGACAUAUUCCAGAAUACUAGGAACCUAAUAGUACUUCGAUUGUCACACAAUCAGCUGACAAAUGUCACAGGGGAGACCUUUAACUCUUUGGAGAAUCUAGAAUUCCUCUACAUGGAUAACAACAAUUUGCUCACCAUAAGCUCUAAAGCUUUCGGUCACACCCGAAAACUCUCCUACAUCAACAUGGAGAACAACCAAAUCCAUUUACGUGAAUCUUUCUUUGGACUUCUCGAAGAAGGUGAUCAAAUCGAAAUCAGUUCACCAUUUCAAGACCUUCCAGAACUGAGAACCCUAAAUUUGAGAAACAAUUCAAUCCGCCACAUUUUCACCGAUUGGAGAAUGAACAACUUGAAACUGGAAAACCUUGAUCUCUCCCACAAUAACAUCAACAUGAUCACCGAUAAUGAUCUUCUAUAUCUUAGCAGACGGAUCUUUGUCAACCUUACCCACAACAAUAUUACCAGAAUAAAUUUCUCAGGAAUCGAUUAUCUAGACUUGAACCUUUCCGAACAGAAGAUUCAAGCUGCUGUAAGCUAUAAUCCUCUCUUCUGUGAUUGUGAACCGUUGUUCUUCUUGCAAUACUUGAAUGGACAUCUAGGAAGUCAGUUGAAGGAUGCUUUGAAAAUAUCAGCCAAUCAUCUGGAAUGUAGCGGCCCUGAGAAUUUAAAAGGGCGUUUAGUACAAGACCUAUCUCCAAUGGAACUUCUUUGUCCACUGGAAUAUGAAAGAAACCGUUGUCCUGUUGGCUGUGAGUGCAUGGUUCGGACAUUCGAUCGUGUUCUGAUUCUGAAUUGUUCCAAUGCUGGUUUCACUGAAAUUCCAGCCCUUCCAACAUUAAAUACUGCCAGUUCUAAUGGAACCGAACUCUAUGUAGAACAUAACAGACUUACCAGUCUUCCCAAUAUCACCUCGCCAGGUUUUGAAGAAGUUAUCCGGCUUUAUGCAGCUUUUAAUAACAUCUCUCAAGUUAGUGUCCAAAAUUUGCCAAAGAAUCUCAAGACCUUGGAUUUGUCACACAACAAACUUAACCUUUUGAACUCGAGUAUCCUAGAGUUUUUCAACAAAAGUAAAAGCCUUAAUUCUGUGUCUCUUAGCGCGAAUCCAUGGACUUGUGAGUGUGACUCCAAACCUCUCCUAGAGUUUGUACAAUUGAACUUUAAGAAGAUUCCCGAUCUUAAGCAAAUGGUGUGUUUAAGUGGAGAGAAAUUCCAGUCUUUAUCAAUCAGCGCCAUCUGUCCGUUUGAGGAGAAUCUUGUUAUAGCCAUGAGUAUGCUUGUUGCUAUAAUUGGACUGACUUUAGGCACCUUGGCAGCCCUGUACUAUAAAUAUCAAGUGGAAAUCAAGGUCUGGCUUUAUGCUCAUAAUAUGUGCCUGUGGUUUGUUACCGAAGAAGAACUCGAUAAGGACAAGAAAUAUGAUGCCUUCUUGUCGUAUUCUCAUCAAGACGAAGACUUAGUUGCAGAUUAUUUGGUACCGGAACUUGAAAACGGUCCAACACCGUUUAAACUGUGUCUUCACCUUCGUGAUUGGGUUGUGGGAGAGUUUAUUCCCACUCAGAUUGUACGUUCAGUUGACGAGUCUCGAAGAACUAUCGUAGUGCUGUCGCCUAAUUUCAUAGAAUCUGUGUGGGGACGAAUGGAGUUCAGGGCCGCUCACACCGCAGCCUUGAAUGAAGGGCGAGCUAGGGUAAUUGUGAUAAUCUAUGGAGAUAUUGGAAACGUAGACGAUCUUGACCCAGAAUUGAGGGCUUAUUUGAAAAUGAACACCUAUGUGAAAUGGGGUGAUCCAUGGUUCUGGGAUAAACUACGUUAUGCUAUGCCCCAUCCAUCGAAUAACAUAUCUGGACUGGUUAAGACCGCUCUUAAAAGUUCAACAGAUGAUAAGUUAGAACUUAUUAAACCCUCGCCAGUGACUCCUCCCCUAACAACACCACCUGCCGAACAAGCUGGAAAGAAUCCAUUGAUGGUGAAACUUAACGGUGGCAACCCUAUGAUGACCAAUGGAAAUGGUGUACAACCCUAUUAUUUGAAUGGAAAACUGCCCAACGGUCAUAAUGGACACAUUAAUGGAGCCUAUAUUAUUAACACAAAUGCCAAGCAAAGUGAUGUAUAGGACAGACUUGACUUCGGAACCUAUUACCAUCUAGAGUAGUUGUUGUGUGAGAAAUAUAAAGUUAUUUUUUAAACAAGAGAGAGACUAAAGAACACCCACAAAAUAAUAUUAUGGACACAAACUAUCUUUAUCCUUGAUGUGCAUUAUUUACAAAACAAAAUUGAAAAAAAAAAAAAUUCAACACUAUAAAUAAAAUUUAAUAAAAAGAAAAAAAUAAAAACCGAUCCUUCUAUACUACAUCGGCGGCGCCAUGAAUGACAUUAAAAGGGGCUCCAAAGAUUUUUGGACUUGACAAAGCCCUGGUUACGUGUAGCUUGUAAAAUCAUUCGAAAUGUAGGUAUCAUGUCGCAAAUGGAAAAAAUUUUAAAUUUUAAGAACUGACGCUCAAAUGAUGUAUAAUAUUAUUUUGUUUUUAAUUUUUUUUUUAAUAAAUAAAAUUAUAUUUUAAA